Messenger RNA from Salmo salar (Atlantic salmon), 3750 nucleotides. Lineage: Eukaryota; Metazoa; Chordata; Actinopteri; Salmoniformes; Salmonidae. The record is from RefSeq and is a predicted model, not a curated record.
AUGUGCAGUAUAGAGAACUCUCAGGGAGACUGCCAUGUUAUUAAACCUGGCAGUAUAGAGGACUCUCAGGGAGACUGCCCCGUUAUUAACCCUGGCAGUAUAGAGAACUCUCAGGGAGACUGCCCCGUUAUUAACCCUGGCAGUCGGGGACAGGUAGCAUUAAUCCACGUUCAUGUGUGCGUCUCUCUCUGUCCCCCCCAGGUGCAGCGUGGGGAGCAGCAGUGUAACUCCUCGGCAGGGCCUUGCGGUGUGGACUCGUCGUCCCGUCACAGCGAGGUCCAGGACAGUGGGUUCGGCAGCGACAGCGCCAGGAUCCGUAUCGUCCAGAUAGAGCAGCAGAGUGGAGGCUCCCACCACCGCAUCGCUAGAACCUCCAGGAAGUCCACCGUCGUCAAGAACCUCUCCUUCGUCCCCUUCGACGUCUUCCUGACCGCUAGUAAACUCUCUCUCAUGACCUACGCCUGCUCCACUCUACCCAAGACCCCCGCCGCCUCGCCGGAGAAGAAGGACGGAGACAGGACGACGGGGAAGAGUGCCCUGAACCAGCUAGACACUACCUCAACCCCAGCCUCCUCCUCUUCCUCCCCCAACCCAGGCCCUCCUACCCUGGUCCCUCUGUCAGGCCUGACAGCACAAGAACUCCUGAACAGUAACUUUCCCCAGGAGCCUCGAGGUUCCCUCCUUUCCCUGGACUCCCUGCCUGCCCCCAGCCGCUCCUCAGCCCGCCAUGCCCUGGGGGUUACCAUCGUGAGGCAGCCUGGGAGGAGAGGGGCCGGUGAUCUGGUCCUGGAGCCUCUGCUGUACCUGCAGCUGGUCCAGCCGUCGGCCCUGCUCAGCUGUCACCACCGGAAACAGAGGGUGGAAGUGUCUGUGUUCGACGUCUCUCUCAGAGGAGUCUCCUCUGACUAUAAGUGUCUGGAUCCAGGGAAGUGCCUCCCAGAGGUAAUAGACUACAGUGUAUUGUGGCUCCAGACAGCAGCAGGAGAGAGUGACAGUCACACAGGAAUCCCUCCUCCUCUGGCCUGUCUACAGAUCAGAGACUUCCUCAAUGGACCAGCGGAGCUGAAGGUGGAGCUGUCCCGGCCCCUGAAGGUGAACCCUACACUGGUGAAACUGGAGCAGACCAAGGCUUACCUGAGGAAGGUCCUACCUGAACACUACUGGGAGGCUCCCAAACCCCCCUCCACCCCUCAUUCCUCCCCCGGCAGGACCUCGUCCUCCUCUCCCCCUCGUCCCGACCCCUCCUACCUCAGUUCCCUUAGAUCCCUGGCACCCUUUCACAAGGUGUCCCUCCGCACCGCCCAGAUCGUGGUUGUCAUGGAGACUGAGUCUCACCCUGCCCGGCCCAGCCUGACCUGGUCGGUGUCGGAUAUGAAGUGUACCAUGAACAUGAAGACUGGGCCCAAGCUAGACGACCCGGUCCAGUCAGUCUCAGUGCUGUUGGAGCUGCAGGAUGUCCUGGUGAGGACGGGCCUGAAGGAUCGGAGCCGUCUGCUGCUGGGGCCUUUCUCCUGUAGCGCCGCCCUAGAGGCCAGGUGGUGUAGGCACAGCAGCAGUCCUGGACCUGAGACUGGGAUCCCGAAACUACUGCUGGACCUGAAGGGAGGCCUACUGCAGGUGUUCUGGGGCCAGGAGCAUGUCAACUGUCUGAGGCUGGUGUAUGAACACCUCCAGGCCUCCCUCCAGAGGAACCAGGGGACUGGGGCUGGGACUGGGGCUGGGACUGGGACUGGGACUGGGGCUGGGGCUGGGACUGGGACUGGGGCUGGGGCUGGGUCUGGGGCUGGGUCUGGGGCUGGGGCUGAAGAGGAUAAGCCCCCCUUUGACCCCCAGUCACCCCCCUCCACUGAAAUCCCCCCCCCGAAGACAGAACACAGCUCCGACGACCUCCGCACCGGGCUGUUCCAGUACAUACAGGACUCAGCCUAUCAGAAACUGCCUGGUCCAUAUGAGGUUGUGUUCUAUGACGAAACAGACGACAGUCCCGGCGUCAUGCUGUGGCGUUACCCAGAAUCCCGUGUGUUGACCUUCGUACGCAUCACUCCAGUCCCCUUCAACACCACCGAGGACCCUGAGAUCAGCACCGCAGACCUGGGAGACAGACUAAAGGUGCCGUGCAGCCUGGAGUAUUGGGACGAGCUCCAGCACGCCUUCGUCCCCUACCGAGAGUUCAGCCUAUCAGAGAGUAGCGCCUGCGAGCUGACCCUGCCCAGCCUGACGCUGACCAAUGAGCAGAAGGAUCUGGUGACCUCUGACCUGUGGAGGAUCGUCCUCAACAGCAACCCAGACGGAGGAGACGAACAGAGUUCUGACAGUGAGUCAGGAUCUCAGCAGGGUUCCUCGGGGUCCCAGCUUCUGCCCUGUGACCAGCUGGUGUCCCCCACGGCGCUGGCAGCCUGUACCCGGGUCGACUCCUGCUUCGCCCCCUGGUCCGUGCCCUCCCUGGGCGUGUCUCUCACCCUGGCACAGAUACAGCUGCAUCUCUACCACCACCUGGAGCAGCUGGGAACAGUGCCGUCACGUCGACUCCGCCCCUUCCUGCCAGACAGGAAGUUGCCCCAGGAGCAGGAGUACCUGGUCAUCGGGGCACAGGAGCCGGGGUGUUCCUUCGCCAGUGGAGCGGUGGUACCGCCGUUCAUACUGCAGGGCCAGGCCGCGGUCACACGCUGCUCCAACAACACCCUCCUGGACGUGAACGUCUUCAUAGACCCCGUCUUCGUCAACAUCAGCCAGAACACUGUACACAGCCUGGAUACAGCCCUGCAGAGCUGGCAGCAGCCAUCAGCCAUCAGCCUGGAUACAGCCCUGCAGAGCUGGCAGCAGGUGAGACUACUGUUAGAUACUGAGUCUAAUCCUAACCCUAACGUCCAUCAGCCAUCAGCCAUCAGCCUGGAUACAGCCCUGCAGAGCUGGAGAGUCUUGCAGGCCUACCCCUCAGCCUCAUACCAACGUUCCCCAGGCAGGCCUACCCCUCAGCCUCAUACCAACGUUCCCCAGGCAGGCCUACCCCUCAGCCUCAUACCAACGUUCCCCAGGCAGGCCUACCCCCCAGCCUCACACCAACGUUCCCCAGGCAGGCCUACCCCUCAGCCUCAUACCAACGUUCCCCAGGCAGGCCUACCCCCCAGCCUCAUACCAACGUUCCCCAGGCAGGCCUACCCCCCAGCCUCAUACCAACGUUCCCCAGGCAGGCCUACCCCCCAGCCUCACACCAACGUUCCCCAGGCAGGCCUACCCCUCAGCCUCAUACCAACGUUCCCCAGGCAGGCCUACCCCCCAGCCUCACACCAACGUUCCCCAGGCAGGCCUACCCCCAGCCUCACACCAACGUUCCCCAGGCAGGCCUACCCCCAGCCUCACACCAACGUUCCCCAGGCAGGCCUACCCCUCAGCCUCAUACCAACGUUCCCCAGGCAGGCCUACCCCCAGCCUCACACCAACGUUCCCCAGGCAGGCCUACCCCCCAGCCUCAAACCAACGUUCCCCAGGCAGGCCUACCCCCUAGCCUCAUACCAACGUUCCCCAGGCAGGCCUACCCCCCAGCCUCAUACCAACGUUCCCCAGAACGGGGAUGAAGGUGCAGAGGAGUUGAUGGUCAGUCACCAUGUGGUCUGUAACGACACCCAGGAGUCCCUGAGGUUUGGCCAGGUGGACACUGACGAGAACGUCCUGCUGCCGUCCUCACACAGCCACCAGUACAGCUGGAGGAGCCACAAGUCACCACAGAUCUCUACCAUGGAGGGGUUAUAG